Molecule: messenger RNA, 738 nt
Organism: Euleptes europaea (tarantolino)
Lineage: Eukaryota; Metazoa; Chordata; Lepidosauria; Squamata; Sphaerodactylidae
Gene: GADD45GIP1
Product: GADD45G interacting protein 1
Exons: 2
Coding region: 1-738 (245 amino acids)
Cellular component (GO): nucleus
Source: RefSeq, a predicted model, not a curated record
AUGGCGGCGCGCCGUGAGGCGAUGGCGUCGCUGGGGCGGCGGCUGUCCCUGGCCCUCUGCCUGGGCGGCGGCGGAGGAGGAGGAGGCGGGGGGUCCCGCGCUUACUACGCCCCUCCCCUGCGCCGCCAGCUGGGCGGCCUGUACCGCCCGGACCCCGCCAACCCCCGCACGCCCUGGUGGCAGCUGCGGCCGGGCUACGAGGCCCGCGUCUACGGCCGCCACGGCGCCGCCUCGGGGGUCGACCCGGCCACCCUCUGGCCCAGCCCCCAGCAGCUGGCCCGCGACGAGGCCGAGGAGCGCGAGCUCUGCCCCUCCCUGCGCCAGAUGGAGGCCGCCCUCGACGCCCGCGAGCGCGAGGAGGAGGCCCGGCGGCGAGAGAGAGAGGAGCUCAUUGCUGCAAGAAUGGCCAAGAUGCCCCAGAUGAUUGCUGACUGGCGCCGUGAGAGGCGGGAGCGCAGGGCCAAGGUGCUUGAGGAGAAAGAGCGGCGGGAACGGCUGCUGGCUGAGGUCCGUGAGCGCCUGGGCCAUAAUGUGGAUCAUCGCAGCCCCCAGUUCCAGGAAGUGGUGCAAGAGAUGGAGAAAGAGAGACGGAAGGAGCUGAAGCUGCAGAAGAAACAGCACAGAGAGCAGGUCGUGGCCAAGAAGGCCAAGGAAGCAGCAGCUGCUGCUGCUGCCGCUUCUCAGCCAGCAAAAGAGGGAGAGGCAGAAAUAGCGGGAGCAUCCCACCAGGCCGCGUAA